GGGUCACACGGAGGCUGUUGGACGGCGGGUGCCUGUCAACCUUUGUUGUAGUUGUCGUCAUAGACGAGCGCCGCGCGCGGCCAGAUGAGGUGUCACCGUCUCCGGACUUGUGUGAAUUAAUGGUAGGAGUAAGUGAGAGAGCUCGCGAGGGUCGUCGUGUGUGUGCGGAGGUGUGCCCGACCGAGGGGAGUCGUGCGGAAGAUGGCAGACGUGACGAGUACAUCCCUGGGCCAGGAGGAAGGCUGGUAUCUUUCUGAAGAGGGAUUUGAAGCUUGUACAGGUUCUUCAGAUAAACUGACUAAAGGUGCUAUUAUCCUUGUUGCUCUCAAUACAGACCUUAGAACUAUUGGAAAGAAAUUUCUCCCCAGCGACAUCAAUGGAGGAAAAGUAGAGAAGAUAGAUGGCCCAUGUGUUCUUCAAAUACAGAAAAUCCGUAAUAUAUCUGCACCAAAAGACAAUGAAGAAUCUCAGGCAGCUCCUAGAAUGCUCCGUUUACAGAUGACGGAUGGCCAUACGUCCUGCACGGCCAUAGAGUUUAAUCACUUGUCAAAAGUCAGCUUGAACACUCCACCUGGCACAAAAAUGAAGCUAUUAGGAACUGUUGAAGUGAAAAAUGGAUGCUUGCUUUUGGAUGACACCAACACUGUCAUGCUUGGAGGUGAAGUGGAGCCGCUCAUAGAGAAAUGGGAGCUGCAGAGGAGUUUAUCAAAGCACAGUCGAAGCAAUAUCGGAACUGAAGGAGGUCCUCCACCAUUUGUGCCUUUUGGACAGCGUUGUGCAUCUGUUACUUCAGUUGACAGCAGGGAACUUGAUAGCCGAAAAACGCUGCAGGCUCCUAGCACCACCAAAUCUGUUGGGGAGAAUGAUGAGUUUGAAAAACAAAGGACUGCUGCCAUUGCUGAAGUGGCGAAAAGCAAAGAGACCAAGACAUUUGGAGGAGGUGGCAAUGCUGGAAGCAAUCUCAAUGUUGGUGCUGGAGGGAGUCGUAAUAGGGAAGUGUUCCAGAAAGAGAAGAUAAUCAGAAGUGAAGGUAGAUCGGAGGGAGUGUAUCGUGAGCUGGUUGAUGAGAAGGCCCUGAGACACAUCACAGAGAUGGGCUUCAGUAAAGAAGCAGCCAGGCAGGCACUGAUGGACUUCAGCAACAAUAUGGAGGCAGCUUUAAAUUUCCUUCUUGCUGGCAGCAAACCAAAGCCUGUUCAAGGGCCACCACCCCGAGGUAAAGGAAAAGGUCGAGGAAGAACACGUGCAGAAGCAGAUGAUGAAUUAACAAAUGCUAGACCUUCUGCACCUAGUACACUGUUUGACUUUCUGGAAUCGAAAAUGGGAAAUUUUUCACUUGAAGACAACAAACCACAAACUCAACCUCAAAACCAAGGAUACCACAGAGUUCAGAAUUUAGAGCAGAAUGGAGUGAAGGAUCACAAUCAAUCUCGUCAGUUUUCGCGGAAUGAUACUAGAGGUCCAAGGAAUGAAAAGCCGCCUCGCUUCCAAAGGGAAGUGCAUGCACCUAGACAGUUUGAAGGUAAUGGGCCACCAAGAAGUCGAGGCCCAGAAAAACACACUUCAGAGCCAUGGAUUGAAGACAGGAGUAAGUGUGAAAAAGGAUAUCCACGAAAUGAGAGAAUAAAAGAUUUUUCACAUUCUUCUUCUAGUUACCAAAAUGAUGGUACAUUUAAAAAAAGAGAAAAUAGUGUACAAUGUAGGACCAUAAAAGGUCCCAACCUCAUUGAAACAAGAUUGGACACCAGCAUUCAGAAUAAUAAUACAGAGACUGGUCAACAAAAACGUGGUAGAAGAGAAGACCAAAGAUACAAUUCAGAAUUCUAUAUUGACAGGAGACCACGGACAGGUAACAGUGAAACAUUCACUAAUUUACCAAACGAGAAAACUUUUAGUGCCAAUAUGGAAUCAUCAAAUUAUCAUGGAACAUUAGUAAAAGAUGGUGCUAAUGAUUUACCAAAUGGAGAACUUGAGCAGAAAGGAAGAAGAAUUGGGCCUAUAAAACCGAUAGGAUCAAAUCUAAACUCUGAACAGGAGGAUAGAAAUAAGAUGUUGUUGUACACCAAUAAUUCUAAAAAGAGAUCUGGUACAAUAAAAUCAGAGCGAAUUCUGGAUAAUGUCUACACAGCCUUUAGCUGGAGACCUGGGGAUGAAUGUUUAGCUCUUUACUGGGAAGAUAAUAAGUAUUACAGAGCUGAAAUUGAAGCCCUACACUCUUCUGGAACCACAGCAGUGGUAAAAUUCAGCGAUUAUGGGAACUAUGAAGAAGUACUAUUAGAAAACAUCAAGCCGAUUCAGGCAGAAGCAUGGGAAGAAGAGGGGGAAUAUGGAGAUUCACUUGACUUCCGCAGAGGAGGGGAUGGACAACCGAGAAGAUCUACUAGACCAACUCAGCAAUUUUAUCAACCACCCAGAGCACGGAACUGACUGUUAAGAGCCACCACCUCACAGAAGAAAGGAAUACUGCGGCUGUUUUUACGGAAGUGGUAUAUUUUUCUAAAGAAUUGCCUUGCACUGUGGUGUUAAUAUCCUUAUUGUGAACAAGACUCUGGGUCUUCAGAAGCAAGUAGAAACAGAUUUACCACCAGUUAUUAGUUUAAUGAUUUUUUAAAAAAAAUAUGAAUUUCUUGUUUGCAUCAAUAAAACCACAGUGCA
Molecule: messenger RNA, 2655 nt
Organism: Hyla sarda
Lineage: Eukaryota; Metazoa; Chordata; Amphibia; Anura; Hylidae
Gene: TDRD3
Product: tudor domain containing 3
Exons: 14
Coding region: 202-2427 (741 amino acids)
Cellular component (GO): nucleus
Molecular function (GO): protein binding
Source: RefSeq, a predicted model, not a curated record